Gambusia affinis (western mosquitofish) is the source of this 1681-nucleotide messenger RNA. It is a transcript of the gene dnajb6b, whose product is annotated as DnaJ heat shock protein family (Hsp40) member B6b. Gene Ontology annotation, molecular function: ATPase activator activity; Hsp70 protein binding. Gene Ontology annotation, cellular component: endoplasmic reticulum membrane; cytosol. Bases 228 to 1184 code for a protein of 318 amino acids. Gene Ontology annotation, biological process: protein refolding; positive regulation of proteasomal ubiquitin-dependent protein catabolic process. The transcript is spliced from 10 exons. NCBI's taxonomy places the organism in Eukaryota, Metazoa, Chordata, Actinopteri, Cyprinodontiformes, Poeciliidae. The record is from RefSeq and is a predicted model, not a curated record.
AUUUCCGACAGCACCUGAAAGCAGCAGUCGCAGCUAGUGGGCAAGGCCAAAAAACCUCCACCAUCAUUCUUAACCAGCUGCCGCCGACUGCAGCUACAUUUUCUGUUCUCAGGAAAAAGAUCGUCUGAACAGCAAUAAGUAAGAGGGGGCAUUAAAGUGAACGUCUUUGUUUCAGAGAGGCCAGUCAGAAGAGCCUGAAGUAAAUCAGCACAAAAACAGACAGAGCCAUGGUGGAGUACUACCAGAUAUUGGGAGUCCAAAGGAAUGCAUCACAGGAGGACAUCAAAAAAGCUUAUAGAAAAUUGGCAUUGAAAUGGCAUCCUGAUAAGAACCCAGACAACAAGGAAGAGGCAGAGAGACGGUUCAAAGAGCUGUCAGAGGCUUAUGAAGUCCUGUCAGAUGAAAACAAAAGGAGUCUUUAUGACCGAUAUGGAAAAGAUGGCCUCAAUGGAGGAGGAAACCAUUACGAUAACUUCAGCCAUAGUGGCUUCACAUUCCGUAACCCAGAGGAUGUUUUCAGGGAAUUCUUUGGUGGGAGAGAUCCGUUUGCAGAUUUGUUUGCUGAUGAUCCCUUUGAUGACUUCUUUGGAGGCCGCAGUCGUCAAAGAGGUGCGCACAGGAGCCGGAUGGGUGGGUCGCUCUUUGGUUUCGGCGGCGUCCCAGCGUUUGGGCCUGGCUUCUCAGGGUUUGAAUCAGGUUUUAGCUCCUUUGGCGAUAUGGGUGGUGGAGGAUUUACUUCCUUUUCUUCCUCUUCGUUCGGCGGCAACGGAGGAGGGAUGGGCAACUUCAGAUCUGUGUCAACCUCUACCAAGAUUGUCAAUGGCAGGAAAAUCACCACAAAGCGGAUUGUGGAGAACGGCCAGGAGCGGGUAGAAGUGGUGGAAGAUGGUCAGUUAAAAUCCCUUACAGUUAAUGAUAUCGCCCCCCAAGACCCAUUUGAGGAGGAGUUUCGCAGCCGCAGACAAAACAUGCUCCCCGGUUUGGGCCUCCACCAGCGCUACCUGAGGAACUCCGCCCAGAACCCCUCUGAGGAAGAGGAGGAGAAUGGCCCGCAGAGCCUGGGACUAACGAGAGGACAUGUGGACACCAAGAGGAAGAAACUGUGGCUGAAGGAGGCAGAAUCCAAAAAGAAGCGAGCUCCUCGACAUUUCCCUCGUUUCAGUGGAUUUGGUACCUAUUUUUGAACAGUUCUCAGUUAUAUUUGGCAGAUGCGCCUUCAGCUGUAUGUGGCAUUAGUUUGUUUUGGCUAAAAUUCGGAGGCGCUACUCCUCUGCUGCUGCAUCAUAGUUCCCUUUUUUCUAUUAACUGCAGCAAUGAGAAUUAUGUCUCUCCUGCUUGUAUUAACCAAAACCAUUCUCUUUGAGCCCUUCGCUUAAUAUUUAAAUUUGUACAGCAUUCGUUGUAGUUUACUAGUUGGCAGUGGUGGUUCUUGCAUGAACGGGGCCUUAGCUGAGACCCAACCAUUAAAAUGUAGGAAAUCAUCUAUAUUCUGAGGUGGAAUAAAUUGCAAUGGAUUUCCACACAAAGCAUGUAAACGUCUCCCGUUCUCCAACAGGAAGCAGGAGACACCAGCUCUGAAUUGAAUGUACAUGAAUAAAAGCAAUAGAAAACUUGUUCAAGGUGCAAAUGCGAGGUUUUCAGGUUUAAUUUAAUUUUAUGUUUUUUACCUGAUGCUUGUGUG